Messenger RNA from Cottoperca gobio, 3675 nucleotides. It is a transcript of the gene axdnd1, whose product is annotated as axonemal dynein light chain domain containing 1. The transcript is spliced from 25 exons. The coding region runs from base 112 to 3102 and encodes 996 amino acids. Lineage: Eukaryota; Metazoa; Chordata; Actinopteri; Perciformes; Bovichtidae. The record is from RefSeq and is a predicted model, not a curated record.
UUUUGUUUUGUUUUUGGCAAAUAAAGCUAACUUCUCGUACAUUUGGCUUCGUCAAAGUUUCGGAAUUGUAUUGCCAAAACCUUAUUGUAACAUAUCCACCGUGAGUCCAGUAUGUCUGCGUCGAUGAGAGCCAGUUCAGCGCCAAGUUCAUCGAGGCCGGUGCAGCCACUGGACACCAGAGAACUGAAUUUUCAACUCACAGAGAGCAGGAAGACACAACCUCCUCUUGUCAACAACCACCUCAUCCCAGAUGAACUGCUGGUCAGCCUCACCUCCACUGUGUGCAGCAGGAGCACACUGGGGCACACUGCACACCAUCGGCACUGCAAGGGCUGUGGAAUCAGACGGCCGGAUGCAGUCUGGCAUCACCCCCUGGGGCGCAAUAAAUACAAGUUCUUUCUGGACCAGCCAACGUCCCUGACUGGAGCCGGCAGGGAUAUUUCUUUCCUGUGUGAUGCUAUGGUAACCCAGAGGAAGACAACACACCUCCCACCUCUGACUGACAGGAGUGGCAUUGGAGACACACAGAACUACACUGUCUCAGAAAGUCUGAUCCCGGAAGAAUAUCACAUUGUGAAAAACAAAGGGCUGCGGAGCCUUGAGUUCUUUGAAGAUGCGUUCACAGUGCAGCUGCAGGAUGAUGAGCAGAAGCUGCGGGUCUUCCCUUCGCUGAGGCCCAGUGGCAGACUGGAAGUGGUCCAGCUGAUGAGGAUGAUGGAUGACAUGCUGGAGAAGGCUGGAGUGGAUGAGCAGAGUGAGGAGCUGACAGAGCUCUCCCAGAUGGAGGGUAUGCUGGAGCUGGUGCAGGUUGAGCAGAACAUCUACAACAUUGUUUUCCAUGAACUGAUCAGACAGGUCAGUGUGGGCUGUGCUGAGAGAGGACAGCUGCUUGCCAAACUCAGACAGCGCUACCAGUCCCUGCUCGAGCGUAUCCCCAGCCGUCUGAAGGCUCUGCACACUGAGGUAGUGGCGCAGAGGGCUCUGGAUCGCCGGCUCACUGAGGAGAUCCACCGCAUCAAGAGAUGCAUCCAGCAGCUAAACACGGAGCUGUCCAGAAUCAGAGACCAUGAUGCCUCCGUUUCCCAGCAGGCAGAGUGCGCUCACCGACAGCUGGCUGGGGCGCUCGAGCAGACUCACACCAACUCAGAUGUCGUCACGGGUUACCACGAGCUGUAUGAGCUGCAGAGGGGUCGCCUUGAGACUCAGCUGCUCCAGAGGACUGAGGAGAGAGACUGCUGGAGCCAGCUCACCUUCUGCCUCGCCCUCAAGGUGAUCAGUGUUAAGAAGCUGCAGCUGAUCAGUCAGCUGCAUAUUAUUGAGCAGAGCUGGUUCAAGACCUCCGAGCAUUGCAGCCUUUAUGUCGCUUUGAAGGACACAGAGGACCUGAAUAUCAUCAUGGAGCUCAGUGACCACUGGAAAGAGCAGCUGACUGCUUUCAUGUCCCAGCUGAAAAAGACUGAGCAUGCUCAGUGUGAACAGAUCAGUGCCGUCCAGCAAGGCAUCAACAAGUGGCUCGACUUCUGCACCACACAGAACAAGUGUCCAGACCCGAAAUAUGAAAAAGCUUCAUUGGAAAAGAUUCAUGCUGAUUUGAAGCAGUGGUCAAACAUGUUGUCCGUCCAGUGUGACCGCUACCAAGGUGAGAAGCUGCUUUGCUGCCAGCAGACACUGGACGAGCUUGGCCGUGUCCAGGAAAGAUGGCUGAAUAUGAGUCUUGAGCUGGUCAGAAGACACCCUUCUCCCGAUGGUGAACCCUGUGGAGGCCAACAGGCCCUAAGAGAGCUGGACAGGGUCCUAUCUGAGCUCCUUAAACAGCUGGACACCCAAGUCAGUGGAGAGAGUGGGAUCCAUAGACAGAUCAUGUCACUGCUCGGGUUGAUGGAGUCCUGGGUUUCCAAUCUUUGUGCACUGAUUGGCCAGCCAGAAAUGAUGACUGCCUCUGACGGGCUGAAGCUGGAAAAAACACUGCGCAGUUGGCAGAGUUUGGCUGAUCAAGUGUUUCAGAACGUCUCCAGCAUACAGACAGAGAACGAAAAGGACAAAAUUAAGGCCGACAUAUAUACAGAGACAGAAAAGGAGUUAGACAAAGUGCAGGAGUUCAUAACCAGCCUGUCCAACUUCACUGAUGGUGAGAACCAGAGACUCAGUGAGGAGGUUAAUUCUAUUCACAUGGCUCAGACCCGCUGGAUGUUGGACCUGUUGCUCCUGAUGGUUCCUGAUCAUAGCGAGGGCCACAACCAAGAACAAGAACAGCAAUACAUGACAAACAUCUCACUACAGACACUGGAGCAGGACGCCAAGAUGCUGGCUGAGAAACUGGAUGUUUUUUCCGUAUACAUCAGCAGCUCUUGCAAGCUGAUUGUGGAGGAGCAGAUUCUGCAGAACACAAAUGAAGUUGACAGUAAAAAUGAGAUGAACGAGUGCAGAAAGCUGCAGAGGGAGUGCAUUGAUUGGGUGGAGACCUGCAUGAUCUUGCUCUCCGGAGUAACAGGCCGUCCUGUGGCGCUGCCCGUGCGACAGUCUGACCCCGCCUGCAGCAGUGAUGUCCCGCUCACUCCAGCAGACAGCGUGGAGACUCUGGUGAACAAAGAGGUUCCAGUAGAGCCUACUGAAGACAGUGAGGUCAAAGAUGAGACUGAGGCAGAACCGAGAAUGGGGGAGCUAUCGGUUUGUGAGAGCCCAGUGGUGAAGCUGAUUAACUAUGAUGGAAACAUCACACAAAGAACGCUGGGAGAGAGCAGUGUCCACCUGAAUGGGACUGAGUUGGUUGUGUCUCCAACAACAGAUGAAGCCCAGAAAGCUUUUAGUGAUCUGACCACAGUGGCAUUACUGCAGCAGGAACUGCAUGAUUCAGAGCUGCAGGUCCAGAGUGCCGAGCAGCGAGCCCUGAAGGCUGAGGAAGCCCUGCAGGCAGCGUUGGAGAAGAUUCAGGACCUAGAGAGGCAACUGCAGGGUCCGCCCAGUCUGGAGCCAAAACCUAGUGAAGAGAAAAAGAAAACACCACCACCUUCCCCAAAACCAGUAGCAACACCAGCUCCUCCAAAGAAAACUGCAGCUGAAGCCAAACCAACAAGCAGCACCAAAAAGACCAGGAAACGAUGAUCUGACAUUUGAUUAGGAGGUGUUACGACGUUAUAUGUAUGUAUGUAUGGGUCGGUCCACUUUAUGUCUGGUGAACUAUUUAUCUAAAAUCACUUUUAGGGGUUUAAUAUUUAAUGUAUCUUCUGUGUUGUAACAAGACUCAUCGCCUGCACUCCAUCACAGUCACAUCCAUAAAACCAGUAAAGGAAAACCACCUGUCUCAAAAGUUUACAAGUUAGUGUAGCACCCAGGAAAACAAAACAAAGAACAAGAAGCAUCAUUCACCAGCGCUACCAUCCAAGUAUAAGAUAUCUUCAGUAUCAGGAGAUUGUCCUAUGUUCAGACUGUAUAGAGUAUAGUGAUGUUUCCAUUCAUCUAAUGGCUUGCUGUGGUUUUGUUAACCUUGUGAUAUGUCUUUGAUUUCAAGUAAAGGCAAAUUAGUGUUUGUUUCUUUCCCAAAAAUAAAGUUUCUGCAGACAAUACAUUUGAAAAAGUAAGCCUUUUCUGGACCUUUAUUAUCAAGACAUAGACGUUGUCAAAUUGCUACACAAACCCAGGUAACCUACUGUAGAGGCUCUCACACCUUUCAGCACU